This is a messenger RNA of Macadamia integrifolia, 1209 nucleotides long. RefSeq lists its product as uncharacterized. The record is from RefSeq and is a predicted model, not a curated record. NCBI's taxonomy places the organism in Eukaryota, Viridiplantae, Streptophyta, Magnoliopsida, Proteales, Proteaceae. The coding region runs from base 206 to 784 and encodes 192 amino acids. The transcript has 4 exons. Gene Ontology annotation, cellular component: Golgi apparatus.
CCUGUUUAUUUUCCUUUUCAGAUAUCCAGACAAGGUGCACUUUCAUUUCUUCAUACCUUCAGGACAUGACGUGAAAUUAUAUUAUUACAAGCUGAAAGUGUUAUUUCCGCAUUCCAACCUUGAAGUUCUCGAGCAGAAGGAAGUUAAAGAAAUAUUGGAGACUGUUACCUCACAAGGCGAAUAUGGUGUACCCUCUUUUCAUGAAAUGGCCCCAUUUAUCAUCCCAAUAGCUCAUCCAUCAAUUAGCAGGUUCAUUUACGUCUCUCCAGAUAUAAUUGUGAAGGGAACGAUUGAAGAACUAUAUGUAGUUGAUCUGGACAUGUAUGGAGCUGCUGCUGCUGACGACUGUACUAAAAACUUGAGUGCCUAUGUUAAAUUUGAUGUUCUGGAUGCAAUUCAAAGAUCAGCAUCUAAUCCUUGGGUAUCUAAAGAACCUUAUGAAAGAAGUGCUUGUGUGCCUGAUCUUGAUGUGAUUUUAAUUGAUUCAAGGACAUCGAACAUUGAUAUGGUUGAAGCCAUAUUGUGGUGGAGCAGAAUUCUGAAUAUAGGGAGUGAAAGGAAAACUCAGAUACAUCCAGCAGUUGUAUUGACACUUUACAAUAGGUAUCUUAAGCUUCCUGCCACCUGGAGGGUCGAGGAGUCAAGGUCAUCUCCCGAACAUGAGAGCGGAGUUCUACGGUAUGAUGGACCCAGGAAGGUAUGCAAUGAACUUGGCAAUGUGAAGACUGUGGAAUCAAAUUUAGGCAAUAUCUGGGAGCAGUAUAAUCCCCAUAUCUCGGAUUGAUUUUUGGGCAUUUAAAACUGGACAAAAGUUUCUCAUGGUGCUGGCAUCAGCAGCCUGCAUGGUGUAAAGUUGGAGCUUCCAAGAUGUCUGUUUGUAGCAUUUAAAAAUGAGUCUCAGCAACUGACCCUUUCAGCCCUCAGGUGCUUCUACAGCAUGUGGAACAUUGAGACUCAUAGCACUUCAAGAUGUCCUUGGACCAGCUCUCUUAUGCCAGCUUGAUGGCUCUUAUGACCAUUGGGUUGUUUUCCAAAAUCCUUACCAUUAUAAUCUCAAUUCAGUAUACAUUGCUUAGGUUGCUUGCUGUAUCAGGUAGUGUAAAUUUUCUGAUGUUUAUAUUUGAAAUUAUUUAUUUAUGUCUUAAAACUGGAGUGUUUCAUUCUUUGACCAUUUAUCUUCUUAAUGAAAUGUCAAUAUGAAUUUCCUGA